This is a messenger RNA of Linum trigynum, 249 nucleotides long. The record is from the annotation of a GenBank genome assembly. Lineage: Eukaryota; Viridiplantae; Streptophyta; Magnoliopsida; Malpighiales; Linaceae.
AUGUCCAAAUACCCUUUUGAUUUACGCCUUUUCACCGCCCUCGCCGCACACCCGCACUUCCGAAACCAGCGGCCAGUGCCACUCAGCAUCUGCUCGGCUGCUCCUCCAAGGCUCCAACAGGCAACGGCGACGGCAUACCAGUUGUUUGCCGACGAAUCUCCGACUCUGCCCUGUGACCUCCUCCUUCGAAUCCAACCUCCUCCUUGGCCCCUUCGACUCCGCAGCAGCCAGCAGCCACUGUUCGCAUAA